This is a messenger RNA of Galeopterus variegatus (Sunda flying lemur), 1480 nucleotides long. Its product is annotated as olfactory receptor 7G1-like. Gene Ontology annotation, biological process: G protein-coupled receptor signaling pathway. The transcript has a single exon. The coding region runs from base 542 to 1480 and encodes 312 amino acids. Gene Ontology annotation, molecular function: G protein-coupled receptor activity; olfactory receptor activity. Gene Ontology annotation, cellular component: membrane. Lineage: Eukaryota; Metazoa; Chordata; Mammalia; Dermoptera; Cynocephalidae. The record is from RefSeq and is a predicted model, not a curated record.
GGCCAGGACCAUUGUACUCUUUAGUAGGAAUCUGCCUUUCCUAAAACCUGACUGUUAUAAAAUUCUCUGACAUUUACCAACAACCCAGUGGUUGUGGGGCAGAAAGUUUGUUAACUUCACUUAUCUUCCCAUUCCUGGUUCUUGACACAUAUUUGUAUCAUCUCUAUGUUCUGGCUCUGAUGUCUCUGGGGAGACAGACAGAAUCUUUAAGCUGCCUCCCUAGUGUGUGUGUUUGCUUUAAAAAUUAUGAAAUAUUUUAAGCAAUCAGAACAGUACAGAUAGACUAUUUUUUUAGUGAUGACCCCUUAACCAUUUCCAGAACUAACAAUUAUUGAUGGCCUACUAUACAAAUUCCAGGUUUUUAAAUAAGUAACAAAACAAUAUGCAUACAGAAGACAAUCUUUCUUUAAUUUUCCUUCACUAGAAGCCAACCCUUCCUACCAUGGUGUUUGCCUCUCUGAUGUUAUUGCUCUUGCUGGCCUAGAAAACACAUAUUGGAUUGUCCUGUCACCCCAUCUCUUCCAUCAGAUUCAUCAACAGCAUGGAAACCAGAAACCAAACAGGUGUUUCAAAAUUCCUUCUCAUGGAGGUGACAGAGGAUCCAGAACUGCAGCCCCUCCUCUUCAGCCUGUUCCUGUCCAUGUACCUGGUCACCAUCCUGGGAAACCUGCUCAUCAUCCUCGUUGUCAUCACUGACUCCAACCUCCACACUCCCAUGUACUUCCUUCUCUCCAAUCUGUCCUUUACUGACAUCUGUUUAAGCACAACUACCAUCCCCAAAAUGCUGCUCAACAUCCAAACACAGAAUCAGAGCAUCACUCAUACAGGCUGCCUCACCCAGGUCUGCCUGGUCCUGGUUUUUGCUGGUGAGGAAAGUUGCCUUCUUGCAAUAAUGGCUUAUGACCGUUAUGUGGCCAUUUGUCACCCACUGAGGUACACAGUCAUCAUAAACAUCCAUCUGUGUGGCCUGCUGACUCUACUCUCCCUGUUCAUAAGCAUUGUGGAUGCCCUGGUUCAGAGCGUGCUGGUGCUGCAGCUGUCUUUUUGCACAGAUGUUGAAAUCCCCCUCUUCUUCUGUGAAGUUGUUCAGGUCAUCAAGCUCGCCUGUUCGGAUACCCUCAUCAAUAAUAUCCUGAUAUAUUCUGCAACUAGCAUAUUUGGUGGUAUUCCUCUGUCUGGAAUAAUUUUCUCUUAUACUCAAAUUGUCUCCUCUGUUUUGAGAAUGCCCGCAGCAGGAAGAAAGCAUAAAGCUUUUUCCACCUGUGGGUCUCACCUCUCAGUUGUGUCCUUGUUCUAUGGGACAGGCUUUGGGGUCUACAUUAGUUCUGCAUUUACUGACUCAUCCAGAAUCACUGCAGUGGCUUCACUGAUGUACACUGUGGUCCCUCAAAUGAUGAACCCCUUUAUCUACAGCCUGAGGAACAGGGACAUGAAGGGAGCUUUGAGGAAACUCAUUGGUAGGACACCUUCCCUUGUGUGA